Messenger RNA from Ctenopharyngodon idella (grass carp), 6629 nucleotides. RefSeq names its product neogenin (gene neo1b). Lineage: Eukaryota; Metazoa; Chordata; Actinopteri; Cypriniformes; Xenocyprididae. Gene Ontology annotation, cellular component: membrane. Gene Ontology annotation, biological process: cell-cell adhesion. Gene Ontology annotation, molecular function: protein binding. The coding region runs from base 831 to 5135 and encodes 1434 amino acids. The record is from RefSeq and is a predicted model, not a curated record. The transcript is spliced from 29 exons.
AACACGGUGGCUUUAGAGGUCUUGCUUGAAGUAUGAUUCACAAAAUGGUAAUGCCUCUGUGUAAUCCACAUACCUUAUUUUAUUAUUAUUAUUAACUAAAAACUACAAUUAUAAAAUCGUACCUAUAUAAAACUUUCAUUAACCCAUGCUCAAAGAAAUAUAUACUUUUGCUAUUUAAGCUACUAAAAUGCAGUUUUCUUUGAAAAAUAAUGUGAAUCCUAUGUUAGUAUUCAUCUGAACACACUAGGAUCCAGAUGUGCGCAUGCGCAUUACGCACCAAAACGCCGUGAUUUUUGACUUUCCCGGGCCAAAAAAAAAAAGAAAGAAAAAAAAUCCAGAAUCCUUUGAGAAUCCACGCCUGCUUUUUCACGGACCAAUGCCCACUACAAGCCUCUCCAGCACCACACGCCGUGUGCUUGUGUUGGAUACUCCACUGCGGUUCCGUUAAAUCUGUUGAACGCGUCUUUCUCCGCGCGUUCAGAAAUACGCCGGUUGGUCUCCAGCGCUUCGGAACCCAUUAGCAGCCGCUGCCUUUGUGGGUCGGCUGUGGAUUGACUUAAUGCCUCCUUUAAAAGCCCUCCUCGGCUUUUUAAGUUCAAGAAAACACCCGGACCCCUCGCCGUAUCGUCUUUGACUUUUGCAGGAGAAUUAAAUGUUUAUUUUUUUGCCACCGGCGGAGCGCGAGAUCUUGCCGGUUGCAGACGAUGUUCAACGUUUUUGUAUAAAACACCUUGUCCGUUCUAGUCGGUAAAACUUUACCUCAGAAAGCACAGUGGAUAACUUGUGCGUUUCUCCGAGAUUAUUUUGUGUAUUUUUUACCUCAGAAAGUGAUGGCGGAGCGGGGAGCACGGCUGCUCGUGUUUUUCACAAGUCUCACCGUUCUCCGGUUCGGCGGUGCGGAUAAAGGUUCUGACAUUCAAGGUUUUACCCCGUUCAGGUUCUCGGUUGAACCCAUCGACACGCUGGCCGUACGCGGCCUCCCUGCUGUUCUGAACUGCUCGGCCAUUAGCAACGCUCCAGUAAGGGUGGAAUGGAAGAAGGAUGGAACGUUCCUGAACCUUGUGGCGGACGACCGGAAGCGGCAGUUAGCGGACGGCUCUUUGGUCAUCAGUACGGUGGUCCACUCCAAACACAAUAAGCCUGAUGAGGGGGUGUACCAGUGCGUGGCCACCAUCGACAAUCUGGGUACCAUCAGCAGCCGAACCGCACGACUCACAGUGGCAGGACUUCCGCGGUUCCUCAGUCAGCCGGAGGGCGUGUCUGUGCGCAUGGGCGGCACUGAGAUGCUGAGCUGUGAGGUGACGGAAGAGCUCGUCCCGUUCACCCGCUGGGAGAGGGACGGUCGGGCCGUGGAAUUGGAUGGCAGAGUGAUACAGCUGCCCAGCGGAGCUCUGGUCAUCAGCAAUGCCUCCCAGACCGACGGUGGACUCUACCGCUGCACAAUAGAUGGUCUGGGACCACCAAAAAACACAGAGGAGGCUGAACUACAGGUGUCCGCAGAUUCGGGUGUUGAAGAAAAACUAGAGACUCUCCAGGGCCCGGUUGCCGUGGCAAAGGUUGUCGGGGAGAGCGUGUUGUUGCCAUGCGUCAUGAAGGGAUACCCGGUACCAGUGAUUCGCUGGACGUUUAACGACCGGCCGAUUGAUGAAGGCCAUGAGCGUUUUGCUGUGAUUGGCGGGGGAAGCCUGCAGAUCGUCAACCUGACUGAAGAGGAUGCUGGGAUAUACGUCUGCCAGGCGGACAGCGGCAACAUGACUAGCGAGAUCCAGGCGGAGCUCACGGUGCACGUUCCUCCACGGUUCUUGACGAGACCCUCCAACACUUACGCCCAGGAGUCCAUGGACAUCAUCUUUGAGUGUGACGUCACUGGGUCGCCGCCGCCCACCGUCAAAUGGAUGAAGGAUGGAGACACGGUCAUCCCCAGUGAUUAUUUCAGGAUUGUGAAGCAGCAUAACCUGCAAGUUUUGGGUUUAGUCAAAUCAGAUGAAGGUUUUUAUCAGUGUUUAGCGGAGAACGACGCCGGGAACGUCCAGGCCAGCGCUCAGCUCAUCAUACUGGCUUUAGACGUUGCCCUUCCUUCUACUGUCCCUUCAUUGACCGAUGCCACUACUGACCAUGUAGCGUCCAGCCCGGCCGAGCGCAGCGGCCCCACCCCCUCUGCCCCGCGUGAUGUUGUGGCGUCUCUGGUGUCCACCCGAUUCAUCAAGCUGACGUGGCGUCUUCCUGCCGAGCCGCACGGGGAGAACAUCACCUACUCUGUGUUCUACAGUCUGGACGGCACUAACAGGGAGCGUGUGGAGAACACCAGCGGACCGGGAGAGAUGCAGGUUACCAUUCAGAACCUCGUCCCCGACACCAAGUACACCUUUCGGGUGGUCGCGUCCAACACUAACGGCCCGGGCGAGAGUUCUGCCCCACUUACAGUGGCCACCCAGCUGGAGGUUCAGGUACCGGGUCCAGCCCCGAAUCUGCAGGUGGUCUCUGUCAGCGCCACCUCGGUCGCUCUGAGCUGGGAGAGACCGGCCACCGGAAACGGGGAUAUUCAGACCUACAAACUCUUCUACAGUGAGAAGGGACAAGACUCGGAGCAGGACAUGGACGUCACGGGUCUGUCCUACACCAUGACGGGGCUCAAGAAGUUCACAGAGUACAGUUUCAGGGUGGUGGCGUACAACAAACACGGCCCUGGCGUCUCCACCGAGGACGUUACGGUCCGAACGCUGUCUGACGUGCCGAGCGCCCCUCCGCAGAACCUGACUCUGGAGGUCCUGAACUCAACGAGCAUCAUGGUCCGAUGGCAGCCGCCUCCCCCUGGUACCCUGAACGGAGAGCUGACGGGGUACAAACUACGAUACCGGAAAGGGCUGAGGAGAGCGGACGCAAUAGAGAUCUCAACCUCACAGCUCUUUCAGCUCAUUGAUGGCUUGGAGAAAGGAAAGGUGUACACAGUGAGAGUGUCGGCCACCACCGUGAACGGAACCGGACCAACGACGGAGUGGAUCGCAGCGGAAACCUUCGAGAAUGACCUGGACGAGUCUCAGGUACCAGGAGUCCCGAGUUCUCUUCAUGUUCGUCCGCUUGUAAACCGAAUCGUGGUGAGUUGGACUCCUCCAGAAAACCAGGACAUUUUAGUCCGAGGUUAUAAAAUCGGAUAUGGAAUCGGGAGCCCUCAUGCCCACACGGUCACUCUGGAUUACAAGCAGCGUUUCUACAGCAUCGAUAACCUCGAUCCCAGUUCCCAUUACGUCAUCACUCUUAAGGCGUUCAACAACAUGGGCGAAGGCAUUCCCAUCUACAACAGCGCCACCACCAGACCUCAGUCCGACCCCAUAGACCCUGAUAUUGAUUUUUAUGAACUCUUCAAUAACCCAUACACCCCAGCACCCGACCCCACUCCCAUGCUGCCCCCGGUGGGCGUUCAGGCCACUGUCCUCAGCCACGACACCGUCAAAGUCAGCUGGGCCGACAACUCUCUCGCAAAGAACCAGAAGAUCACUGAUUCCAGAUAUUACACCAUCCGCUGGAAGACCAACAUCCCCGCCAACACCAAAUUUAAGACGGCAAACACCACGUCUCUGUUCCAUACGGUAACGGCUCUGAAACCCAAUACACUUUAUGAGUUCUCUGUAAUGGUGACCAAGAGCCGCAGGAGCAGUACAUGGAGUAUGACGGCCCACGGGACCACCCUUGAGUCCAUUCCCAGCUCUGCUCCCAAAGAUGUGACGGUGAUCAGUAAAGAGGGAAAUCCACGAAUCAUCAACAUCAACUGGCAGCCUCCGACUGAAGCCAACGGCAAAAUCACAGGGUACAUCAUCUACUACAGCACCGAUGUCAACGCUGAAGUCCACGACUGGGUCGUGGAGCCCGUGGUGGGAAACAGACUGACCCAUCAGAUUCAGGGACUGACGCUGGACACCGCCUACUACUUUAAGAUCCAGGCCAGAAACUCCAAAGGCAUGGGACCCAUGUCGGACGCGGUGCAGUUCCGCACCCCUAAAGCUGAACCAUCUGACAAAAUGUCAAGUGAUCAAGGGCUGCAAGUCAAACCCGGUCACCCGACCCUGCCGGAGCACGGGAUUGGAUCCAAUAUGGAUAAACCAGGCAUCACGGGCAGCCAGGAGAAUCAUAUCCUGGUGAUCGUGGUCAUUGUUUCUGUUGGAGUGUUCACCAUCAUCGCUGUGGUCGUGGGGGCCGUCCUGUGCACACGCCGCUCCAACUCCCAUCAGAAGAAGAAGCGUGCAGCCUGUAAGUCCAACACCGGCUCCCACAAGUACAAGAGCUCGUCUAAAGACCUGAAACCACCUGAUCUCUGGAUCCAUCAUGAGCGUCUGGAGCUCAAACCCAUGGACAAAUCACCCGACCCCAACCCGGUCAUGACAGAGACGCCCAUCCCUCGCACCGCCCAGGACCCGGCCGUUGAGCCCGCCCAUCAGAGACGGGGUCAUGAGGUGGAGGAGAGCGUGUCCACUAUGGCCGGUCGGAGGGGAGUGAGAUCUAAAAUGAUGAUGCCAUUCGACUCUCAGCCGCCUCAACCUGUGAUUAGUGCUCACCCCAUUCAUUCCCUCGAUCAUCUUCAUCACCAUCAUCAUCACUAUCACCUCCCGCCGCGCGGCUACCUUCAUCACCAGAUCAGCCUGAGAGCGCCCGCCACGCCCAACACAUACUUAGACAGGGCUCCGUCUGCAGAGUCUGUGAGGAAUCAGCCCCCUGCACCCGAACCUCCGGUUGCCCCCAGUCAGCCCAUCACUACAGCUGAGCUCCAGAAGACAGAGGCGGUGAUCAAAGAGGAAGAGCCGCCGAGCAUAAACCCGCUAACAGCCCACGUUCGACCGGCACACCCGCUCAAGAGCUUCGCUGUGCCAGCUGUCACUGUUUCCGCCCAUAACCCGCCCACCUAUGAGACCGCCUUACCCAGCACCCCUCUGCUGGCACAACCAGCGCCCGGCGUGAAAACCGCGUCUAUCGGGACACUGAAUCGAGCUCGAGCUCCAAUGGCAGUAACAGUCCCGAGUGCUCCUGACCAAUCAGAAACCAGCAAGAUGCUGGACAUGACGUAUGAGACGGACGAACUCUCCGAGGAAAUGGCCCAUCUGGAGGGUUUGAUGAAGGACCUGAACGCCAUCACCACAGGCUGAAUCGCUUCAAUCACACGGCUGAACCUCGUCCUCAGGAAGAACCUGGACAUUUGAAUGAACUGAUCUCAGAUCAGAUUGAAAAUGGAUCGCCGCUUCAUCUUCUUCAUCCUGCAUGGAUCUUGCCAGAGAAAUCUAUAAAACGAUGAAAACUGAAUGCCAUUUUCUCAACUCGGUUGAGCCGUUCUGCACAGAAAACAUGUUUUUAAUGUUUUUGGGGGGGAUUGUAUUUACGUGUUCCACAUUUUUAGCUUGUAUAUGUAUGUUUUCCUUACACUUUUUAGGACGAAACCUCACAUGCUCAUACAUUGGGCUUCAUUCAUGAAAUGCAAGCUGAAUAAUUCGCUGUAAUUCAAUCAUACAUUCCUAUGUAAAUUGUCAUGCAAAUAAAUACAACAAUUUACAUAAUGAAUUUAUGAAUGAUUUACACAGAAAUGUAUGUGUGGAUCAUGAUUAUGACACAUUUGUCAAACCAUUCUUGCAUAAAUUGUCUAUAACAACACCAUUUUAGUUGUUGCAUUUGAAUUAAAUGUGGCAAUUUACACAAUAACAGUUUGCAAAUAAUUUACAAACAAUUAUUUUAGUUUGCUCAUGAAUUCUCAUGAAUGUCUCAUGGCUUUAUUUCAGUGUCUUACAUCAUGUUUAAAUGCUUCAUCUAGAGAGAAAACGAAGAUCUCAGUGUUUCUGGGACGCUGGUAGCAUUAAAAGUCUGAAUAUGCAUCAGAAAUCUCCUCAUGGACAUGCCGACUUCUUGCGGUUCUCGCUUUAUGCUCUGAAUCACCAUCUAAACUCCAUCGAAAUCCAGUGAUGUUGAUUUUUGGUGCUUCAGAAACUCCUCAAAUGAAUGAACCAGUUCCUCAUGUACUGCUCCUCUUCCUCAGGACCCUGACGCCUGUUUUUGGGGCCCUAGAGAUUCAUCAUGAAGGAGUUUAAUGCCAAGUGACUCUCAGAUUUUUGUACUUUGAGAGGUAUAUAUAUAUAGAUAUACAACGAACUGCAAAUGUUUGCUUAUAUGAAUACUUUGUACACUCUCAAAAAGGACAAUUUUUAUAUAUAUUCAUGUUUUGGUUGGUUUUUAUAUGAAGACGACACAUUGCUUUGUAAACAUUUUCCAUGUAAGUUAUGAACGGUUAAAUAUUCUGCGUUGUGUUUUCACCGUGCUGUUUAGCCGACCCCUUCUCCCAAAGAAUGAGCGGAAGAAAAUAUCAGCGACGAACUCUGCCUUGCUCGUGUACAGUUUCUCACGUCAUGAAUGUCAAUGUGGCUGUAACAAGGUCUGCUUAUGAAUAAAGUUGUUGUUUGUGUUUACAAUAACGGGGGAAGAUUUAAGAAAAAAAAAAGAAGACACUGAACCAUGUUGUAUGGCCGGUGUACCGUCAACUGUCAUUUGCACUUUUUAUAUUUUGGAUUUGAAAUGAAUCGCUGAUGCCAUGUGAAAUAUGAACCUAUUUUAUGUAUAACAAUGAUGUCACAAGUAAACAGCUGGUUUCAAAGACA